Molecule: messenger RNA, 3140 nt
Organism: Empidonax traillii (willow flycatcher)
Lineage: Eukaryota; Metazoa; Chordata; Aves; Passeriformes; Tyrannidae
Gene: NPR2
Product: natriuretic peptide receptor 2
Exons: 21
Coding region: 80-2521 (813 amino acids)
Biological process (GO): cGMP biosynthetic process; receptor guanylyl cyclase signaling pathway; protein phosphorylation
Cellular component (GO): membrane
Molecular function (GO): peptide hormone binding; protein kinase activity; natriuretic peptide receptor activity
Source: RefSeq, a predicted model, not a curated record
AGGGUGCAGUGAGGUGUUACCAUGUCCCUGAUCCCCCCUCCUCUCUCCGGCAGUGGUGUAUCUCUGCGGGCCGCCGGAGAUGCUGCGGCAGAUCAUGCAGCUGGCGCAGCAGGAAAACCUCACCAACGGCGACUAUGUCUUCUUCUACUUGGAUGUCUUUGGGGAGAGCCUGCGGGGCGACUCUGCCCGUGAUCCCUUCAAGCCCUGGCAGCAGAGUCCGGGCCAGGAUUCGGGGCUGCGCGAGGCUUUCCAGAUGGUGCUGGUGAUUACCUACUAUGAGCCCCAAAACCCUGAGUACCAGCAUUUCCAAACCCAGCUCAUCCUGCGAGCUAAGCAGAAAUUUGGGGUGCAGCUCAAUUACUCUCUGAUGAACCUGGUGGCGGGGUGUUUCUAUGAUGGGAUGCUGCUGUACGCCAUGGUGCUGAAUGAGACCCUGCGUGAGGGAGGCUCCAAGAAAAAUGCCACCCACAUCAUCGAGAAGAUGCGGGACCGCAAGUUCCAGGGGGUGACAGGGCUUGUGAGCAUGGACAGCAACAAUGACCGGGACACUGACUUUAACCUGUGGGCCAUGAGCGACCCCAAGACUGGGAAGUACGAGGUGGUGGGACACUACUCGGGUGUGGAGAAGCAAAUUCACUGGCUGGGACGACCUAUCCCUUGGGUGAAAGGGGCUCCCCCCUUGGACAACCCUCCCUGUGUCUUUGAUGUGGAUGACCCCUCUUGCGAUAAAACCCCCCUCUCGAUGCUGGCCAUCGUGGCUUUGGGCACUGGCCUCACCUUUGUCAUGUUUGGCAUCUCCAGCUUCCUCAUCUUCAGGAAGCUGAUGCUGGAGAAGGAGCUUGCCAGCAUGCUCUGGAGGAUCCGCUGGGAUGAGCUGCAGUUUGGAAGUCCCGAGCGGUAUCACAAGGCAGCAGGCAGCCGGCUCACCUUGUCCCUGCGUGGCUCCAGCUAUGGCUCCCUGAUGACCACCCACGGCAAGUACCAGAUCUUCGCCAACACUGGCCACUUCAAGGGCAACGUGGUGGCCAUUAAACACAUCAAUAAGAAGCGCAUUGAGUUGACGCGGCAGGUGCUCUUUGAGCUAAAACACAUGCGCGACAUCCAGUUCAACCACCUGACUCGCUUCAUUGGGGCGUGCAUCGACCCUCCUAACAUCUGCAUCAUAACCGAGUACUGCCCACGGGGCAGCCUGCAGGAUGUCCUGGAGAACGAGAGCAUCAACCUGGACUGGAUGUUUCGCUACUCCCUCAUCAAUGACAUUGUCAAGGGAAUGGCCUUCCUGCACAACAGCAUCAUCGGCCACCAUGGCAGCCUCAAGUCAUCCAACUGUGUGGUGGACAGUCGCUUCGUGCUGAAGAUCACUGACUAUGGACUGGCCAGCUUCCGCUCACCCAGCGACAAUGAGGACACCCAUGCGCUCUAUGCCAAGAAGCUGUGGACAGCUCCAGAGCUGCUGCAGAAGGGGCACCUGCCCACCCCGGGCAUGCAGAAGGCUGAUGUCUACAGCUUCGGCAUCAUCGUGCAGGAAGUUGCUCUGCGGAACGGCCCCUUCUACAUUGAGGGCAUGGACCUGAGCCCCAAAGAGAUUGUGCAGAAGGUGCGUAACAGCCAGAAGCCGUUCUUCCGCCCCUCCAUCGACAUCGGGGUGCACAGCGAGGAGCUGGCCGUGCUGAUGGAGCGCUGCUGGGCGCAGGAGCCGGCCGAGCGCCCUGACUUCAGCCAAAUCAAGAUCUUCAUCCGUAGAUUCAACAAGGAGGGAAGCACCAGCAUCCUGGACAACCUGCUGUCACGCAUGGAGCAGUACGCCAACAACCUGGAGAAGCUGGUGGAAGAGCGGACGCAGGCCUACCUGGAGGAGAAGCGCAAGGCGGAGAACCUGCUCUACCAGAUUCUGCCCCACUCCGUGGCAGAGCAGCUGAAGCGUGGGGAGACAGUACGGGCUGAGGCUUUUGACAGCGUCACCAUCUACUUCAGUGACAUUGUGGGCUUCACCGCCCUCUCGGCAGAGAGUACUCCCAUGCAGGUCGUGAUGCUGCUGAAUGAUCUCUACACUUGCUUCGAUGCCAUCAUUGAUAACUUUGAUGUCUACAAGGUGGAGACCAUUGGGGAUGCCUACAUGGUGGUCUCGGGGCUGCCGGUGCGCAAUGGGAAGCUGCACGCCCGUGAGAUCGUCCGCAUGGCCCUGGCCCUGCUCGAGGCUGUCAAAACCUUCAAGAUCCGUCACCGUCCUAACGACCAGCUCCACCUGCGCAUCGGCAUCCACACCGGUCCUGUGUGCGCUGGAGUGGUGGGUCUGAAGAUGCCGCGGUACUGCCUCUUUGGGGACACGGUGAACACUGCAUCCCGCAUGGAAUCCAAUGGCCAGGCCCUAAAGAUCCAUGUCUCAUCCACCACCAAGGAAGUUCUGGAUGAGUUUGGCUGCUUUGAUCUGGAGCUGCGUGGGGAUGUGGAGAUGAAGGGCAAAGGGAAGAUGCGGACAUACUGGCUGCUGGGCGAGAGGAAAGACCCCAAAGUUGUCUGAGCCCAGUGGCAGUGGCAGAGCUCCCAGCCUCAGUGGGGCUGCCAAUGCCUCCCGGUGCCUCGACCCCAAGGAUGCACUGGCACUCCCCCCUCACUGCAUCCACCACCACCUCUGCAGCCCCCCUGCUUCAGCAGGGCCUGGGCAAGGUGGGGCAGCGGCCAUGUCACCGUCUGCCCCCCUCCCUCAGCACCAGCAAAGCCCACCUUCCCCCACAGCCCCUGCUGGAGGGGGGGAACUGGCCCAGAUCCAACCCUCAUGUCCCCCCCACCCUUUGGGUUCCUGCCACCCCUGCCCUUUCCCCUGUGGCUCAGCUGGCUCUGAGCUGGUCCGGGGCCUGGCUGCCCCGUAGGGCACUUUGCCGUCUCUUUUCAGUACCUGGCCCCUAGCAGAAGUUGUGCCUAUGUCACCCUGUCCCUGGGGUGGGGGGAAAUGGGGAUUCCUGCCAAGACUGACUCCUUGGCCAGGUCAGGCUUCAAUGCCGCAGCUCCCCCCCUCCCCAGUCUCCUCUUCUCCUGUAUAUAACCCCAGUGGGUCAUGUAAAUACCACCCCCCUCUUCCCCAGGUGUAAAUAUAGGACUCGCUGCAACUAUUUUGUUGAAAUACAAAUUUCCCCAAAUCC